AUGCCUACAAGUUCGACGCUCAAGCCUUCGGGUCUGCUCGAGUUAUGGCACCGAAUCAUUCGCCGACAGGUGGCCGUCAAGUUGCUAUCUUCGGGGAAUUCAUGCAAGCUGUCUACGUCCCGGAGGGCAAAUGGACCUACCCAACGCCCGCUGACCCCUUCGGAGCAAAAAUUGCCAGGCCUCGGAAGCAGUACGGAUCCAAUGCUUGAUCCUAGCAAUCUAAGGACCAUGCUUGACCAGUGGCAGUUCACGGACAAGUACAAAAUAGGCCAACUUUUCCCGAAAGAAAAGCUGAAAGAAAUCACAAACCAUGGUCAGACCCUCCGGAUGGCAGUGCAAAGGAUUAAUACCGUACGGGACUUGGACCUGAAAUUGACGGGGGAUACGCCCAAAAUCCUGCAGGGACAGAUGACGAAAAUUCCGCUUUUGUUCAAAUACAUUCAAUGGGCACGCGAAGAGGCGAUCAUGAGGAACAAUGGUCUAGAUGAUGCAUUCAAGAGCAGGUUUCCGUCCGACACGCUCGUCAAGAAGAUGGAAGAAGUACCGGAGACCGGCCUCAAAUUUGAAGCGCCUGAUUGGGAUGCGACAGCGGCGGAAAACGGAGGGGCCGACCCGGACGCUAUAGCAGCGAAAGCUAAGGCAUGCGAGAAUUGGCACAGAGAUUUGGCUCUCAAGACGACACCCCCGAUGAGAAAGAGUACAUAA
Aspergillus udagawae is the source of this 705-nucleotide messenger RNA. RefSeq lists its product as uncharacterized. Lineage: Eukaryota; Fungi; Ascomycota; Eurotiomycetes; Eurotiales; Aspergillaceae. The transcript has a single exon. The record is from RefSeq and is a predicted model, not a curated record. The coding region runs from base 1 to 705 and encodes 234 amino acids.